Messenger RNA from Anthonomus grandis grandis, 1755 nucleotides. Its product is annotated as sialin-like. The transcript has 8 exons. Gene Ontology annotation, molecular function: transmembrane transporter activity. Gene Ontology annotation, cellular component: plasma membrane. Bases 200 to 1657 code for a protein of 485 amino acids. The record is from RefSeq and is a predicted model, not a curated record. Gene Ontology annotation, biological process: monoatomic anion transport; transmembrane transport. NCBI's taxonomy places the organism in Eukaryota, Metazoa, Arthropoda, Insecta, Coleoptera, Curculionidae.
UACAUUCAAGUAAUAAUUUAUGCCAAUAAUAAUACUUUAGAUACUAUUUACAUAACAACAUUACCCCCUUAUCACAGAAUAAAAAAAUCCAUGGGGCGAUAAUAUACUGUCAGCCUGAUAUAUUACACACCUAUUAAUUAAGGCUUCGCUAUUUAAAUGUUUAAAUAAUUAUAAGCAGUUGAAUAAGUAUACAGUUAUAAUGGAAAGAGGGACUGCCGUAGAGGAUCCAGAACAUUUAAAGGAUUUUAGGGUUGGAUCUCCAUGGCUUUUCUGGCAACAGAAGCGUUAUGUGUUGGCAUUCCUAGUGUUCCUUGCCAAUGUCAAUAUGUACACUAUGAGGACCAACCUUAGUAUUUCCAUAGUGGCCAUGACCCAGAACAGAAUGAAUUUAUUGGAGAAUGGAACUGUAGAAAAUUUGGGUCCAGAAUUUGCCUGGAGCAAUAUAGCUCAGGGAUAUCUUCUCAGUGCCUUUUUCUACGGUUACGUUUGUACCCCAUUACUCGGAGGUUGGCUGAGUAAAAAAUAUGGAGGCAAACUGUUGUUUGGUGGAUGUUUAUUGGGGUCUGCCAUAGUUUCUUUGUUAGGCCCAUGGUUGGCCCGAUGGAGUUUUUAUGCCUUUUUGGUCGGUAGGGUGUGCGUCGGUUUAUUAGAGGGUUUAGCGCAUUCGAGCAACUAUUACCUUUGGUCGCACUGGAUUCCGCCCGUAGAAAGAACCAAAAUCACUUCCCUUUCACUAUCAGGAAAUUACGUGGGAAACGUGUUUUCAAUGGUGUUUUUCGGGUUCUUGGUGCAACGCACCGGUUGGAAAAGCUCCUUUUGGUGUUCAGGUUUUCUAAGUAUAAUAUGGUUCCUAUUUUUCUGGUGGCUAGUCUCUGAAACACCGGCCACGCACCCGAGCAUAUCAAAAACGGAAUUAAAUUACAUCCAGACCUCCAUUAACCGGCCAGAAAAUGCGAAAAUUAAUGGACCGGUGCCAUGGAAACUUAUGCUGACCAGCAUGUCGAUAUGGGCCUACAUGAUGGUGUCUUUUUGCGAAACUUGGGGGUAUUUUACCUUAAUGACUUUGCUGCCGAAAUACUUUAAAGAUGUAUUUAAAAUCGACCUUUUCCAGUCAGGGAUUUUAUCUGCAUUACCUUACGUCUGUAUGUUCUUUAUGAUGUCUAUAGCUGGGGUAACUGCUGAUAUUGUAAUAAGGAAACAGUGGCUUUCUCCGACGAAUACAAGAAAAUCUUUUAUAGCGGUUGGAUUUAUUACUCAGGCAGUUUUUAUGAGAGCCGCAGCGAAUUGGGGUACCGUCAUGGGUACUGUUUUUUGCUUGGUUAUAGCCAUUGGGGCCAGUUCUUUGGCUAUUUCUUCUAUCAGUGUCCAACCUUUGGAUCUUGCGCCAAACAACGCGAGUAUAGUUAUGGGACUAUGUCAGACUGCCACGUGUAUCACCGGGGUAUUAAGUCCCACUAUAGCCGGUUAUAUCGUGUCCACUGAAAACCCUAGACCAGAAGAAUGGCAAACGGUAUUUUAUAUAGCGGCAGGAACGUACCUUGUCGGACUAAUAUUUUACUUCAUUUUCGGGAAAGGUGAUAUGGAGCGGUGGGAUUUGAUCGCGAAAGAUGACAAUAAAAGUUGUAGUACUUUUAUUUUUAAAAGUGAAAAUCAUUAAUAAAAUACUUUAAUAAAAAGAAAAAACCCACUGUUUUAACCUGAUCUUGCAGAAACCGCAUAUUUGUCUGUCUGCGAGCAACAGAACCAUUAAAUCUU